AUGAGUAAUAUUCCAUUCCCCUCGUGGAAUGAUCAACAGAGCCUCUUCAAAUUAUCGUGCGCUGAUGCAGACACGUGUAAUCAGUUAUCCAGUGUGGAUAAUCCAGUGUCUCACCUCCAACGAGGUGAAUCUGAAGUGGGCACCAAGAAGAUGGCCAUCCCGCGACUAGCGGAAGGAGCCGAAUCUACUGCCUUCACCUCUCCCGGUAGGUUCCAUCGUCGACACGUUCGUCGAGCAUGCGAGUCUUGCAGGCAACGGAAGACGAAGUGCACCGGAGACAAGUCCGGAUGCCGCAAUUGCCGAGAGGCUGGAAUCAUCUGCUGCUAUACCGAUGGUAAAAGGGAGAAGUCCAAACGACAAUUGGCAAGCUUGUCCGCAAAGGUGCAAGCAUAUGAAGAUGUUAUUAGCAAGCUGAGCAAUCGUUUCGGCGUGUCCGAUGAGCAACUCGUGAACAUUGCCCUGGCAGCGGAAUCAGCCCCUGACUUGGAAUUCAACCCGGAGACGUGUCUUUCAGCAGCUGGAGAACGAAGAAUUUCAUGGCAUGCGGGUUCUGAGCCCCCGCCCUCCCGAGCAUCAUCUGUUAGUCCCCUGGAGUCCGGCGACCAAACAGAGGAGGACUUCAAUAGAGACGAAACCGCACGAGCAACCGGCUUCAUUGGAAAAAGCUCUGAGAUAACUUGGCUCCAAAGGCUCAGCAAAGAGGUCAACAGUGAAUGUGAGGCCUGGCCUGCAACUCUUCCCAACACAGAUGACGAUAACGGUCUGCCCUCUCCAACGCUGACGCCUCGACCGGAGAAUCCAAGCGAGCCAUGGGUGGUGGCUUCCAACUAUUACCUUGACGACCUGGACAUUCCAACUGCAGAUCAAAGUGAUAUGUAUGGAGUCCCAACACGGGAGAUGGCAGGUAAAAUGCUCAAUGCCUAUCUGACUUCGGUGCAUCCUUCCUUCCCAAUCAUUGGGGUUUCAACCUUUGUCCCCCAGUUCCAGGUCUUUUUCAGUCAACCCUCUCUCAAGCCAGGAAACAAGUGGCUCGCCAUACUCAACCUGAUCUUUGCCAUUGCGGCUAAAUAUGGCCAAUUGACGAACUCGGACUGGAAGGAAGAAGAUGAUGACCACCAAAUGUACUUCUCAAGGGCGCGGGCCUUGAGCUUGGAAGAUCAAAUUCUCCAUCAUCCUGACUUGCAACAGUUGCAAGUCGAGGGGCUUACUUCUUUCUAUCUGAUUGCAUCGGGACAUAUCAAUCGGGCCUGGAAACUUUCGGGAAGUGCAGUUCGGGGAGCGCUGGCUCUUGGUUUGCAUUUGCGCAACGUUGGUGCGAGCAUCUCGGCCACUUCCAAGGAGAUACGCUACCGGGUGUGGUGGUCAUUAUAUACACUGGAUCAUCUACUUACUAUCAUGACUGGGCGUCCCUCAUGUAUCAUUGACAGCUCCUGCACUACACCAAUGCCUGUUCCUUUUGAUGAGAGUGAUUUCCAAAAGGACGAGGUGGCUCGGCUGAUAGGCACAGCUACACUCCGUACAUCUAAUGGUUCGGAGCGGAUGCCCACCAACAACAACGCAGAGGACCUGGAAUCGACGGCUGAUUCAGAUUCAAACGAGGGCGAGACAAAAAUGAGCCGAGCAGAGUAUCUCAAGAGUCUUCCGCCUUGCAUUUCACUUUACUUCCUGCAGUUGGCGUCCUUGACUAGCAUUUCGAAGCGGAUGACAGUGAAACUCUACAGCCCGGAGGCGUUGCAGUCCCCAUGGGCAAGCACCGAGUUUACCAUCAAGAGCCUGAUGCUUGAGAUUGAUUCAUGGUUCAUGAAUCUCCCUGCUGCAUACGAUUUUACCUCGACGCAGACAUCCCAAUGCCCAAUUAGCCAGCGAAUGGGCCUCGCCUUUCUGUUCUACAGCACCAAGAUUGGAAUCACCCGGCCAUGUCUCUGUCGUUUGGAUCAAUCCCCUUCCGAGGAAGACAAGACUUACGAGUUCUGCAACAAAACCGCGGCGGAAUGUGUCGAGGCUGCAUGCCACAUGCUUACGCUAUUCCCGGAUACCCCAGACGCAGUACUGUUAUACCGCAUGUCGCCAUGGUGGUGCACAUUACAUUAUCUGAUGCAGGCAGUUACUGUGCUCCUGCUCGAGCUGGCAUUCCGAGCCCAGCACGUCCCCGAGAAAGCGACGAUGGUGUCCAAAGCUGCAAAGAAAGCCCUGGACUGGCUGUCGACGCUAUCAAAAACCAACAUGGCGUCAGAAAGAGCCUGGAAGCUCUGUGACGGAUUCCUCCGCCGCUUGGCACCACAUAUUGGAAUCAAUGUGAAUGAUUUCCCUACCACCGAAGAGUCAGAUCCCCUCUUCGAAGUCCCUGACACCGCAGACUCCGCUCCAGUGGCAUUUGACCCGUCCGCAGCUAUGCCUGCAGCAGUGGCGGUUGACGCUAUCUCCGCCGAACUGGACUCAAUCGCCUGCUCCCCGAUGGAUCAAAACAACACUCCUCUCGCUAUGCCAGAAAUCAACCCUCCUCUCAGCAUACCCGAACCCUACGGUCUCGAGGCGCCAGAUCUACUCGACCAAUUCAUCAAACAGGAGAAGGAUCUCUCGGGUGGGAGCUCGUAUGAUGAAUGCUUCCCUUACGAUCCAGCCACCGGUCAGAUCACAGGCUCUUUUUUCCCAUCUGGUCCGAAUAUGGAACUUGAUAUGGGGUAUUUCUGGGGUGAUCCGGUGUGUUGA
Penicillium egyptiacum is the source of this 2709-nucleotide messenger RNA. NCBI's taxonomy places the organism in Eukaryota, Fungi, Ascomycota, Eurotiomycetes, Eurotiales, Aspergillaceae. The record is from the annotation of a GenBank genome assembly.